Messenger RNA from Cyclospora cayetanensis, 1578 nucleotides. Its product is annotated as ribosomal RNA-processing protein 8. Gene Ontology annotation, cellular component: nucleolus. Bases 1 to 1578 code for a protein of 525 amino acids. The record is from RefSeq and is a predicted model, not a curated record. Gene Ontology annotation, molecular function: methyltransferase activity. The transcript has 9 exons. NCBI's taxonomy places the organism in Eukaryota, Apicomplexa, Conoidasida, Eucoccidiorida, Eimeriidae.
AUGCUGACGGUUGGGGUCUACGAUACUACGUUCUUUUUGUCCUCUCCUAAAACACGCGGCGUAUCGCCCACUCCGCUUUACUGGAAAGGCACUAAGAUCUCAUCAAGGGACCCGAUCUCGGUCUUCUACUGUUCUGCUGGUGUAAUGUUAUCGCUGCGCUUCAAGUCCAAACGCAGAGCAGCUGCACAUGCCCUUGGGUCAGGUGGCGGCAUCCAUGCGCAGCAACUGGUGACUCCUGAAUCAUUAGACAAGCGGAAUUGUAAUUUCGCUCCACCCGUCCCCGGAUCCAACGCCUGUUGUGGCAAUCAGGGCCCUAAUCACUCCAUAAGGGCGGAAAAACACAGCGCCAAAGGCCAGCGAAGCCGAACCUCUACUGUACAGGCAGUGGAGGUGCCCAAGGAAAAGACUAAAGACCUUGUCAGCCUCCGUGAUAGAUCUCCUCGAGUUCAUCACCUAGGGGCUGACACUUCUGGUGGCGCCGCCCCACACGAGAAGAGUAAAAGACGCAGCCACAAAAAACAUCCACAACAAGGCCAUUCGCAGCAGCCAAACAGCAAAGAUGGACUGUUGCGGAACUGCUGCAGCGAACAUUCGGAAAAAAAGCGCACCAGGCCCUUCGACGAAGAAUUCCACCAUGGGGCGGAUACAGGCAACCGCACAGCAACCAAAACCAGCAAGCGUGCCUUAGAGUGCUGGGCAGAUUCAGGAAUGGAUAAGUUUCCACAAGAAAGCAUGGAUCUGCAGGAUGAGGCAUGCAAGGAUGUUCAUGCGAAGAGGCAGAAGUUGCAACUGGUAAAGCAAUUUGCAGCUCGAGGGGCAGCAGCUAAUAGUGCUGCUGCGCUUGUGGAUCGGCUGCACGGCAGCCGCUUCCGCUCCCUCAAUGAAUUUUUGUACACCAGAAGCGGAAAGGAGGCCAUGGACUACUACCAGAGGGACCCCAAACUCUUUGAUCUUUACCACGCGGGGUAUCGUGCACAAGUGCGGCGAUGGCCGUUGAAUCCCCUGACUUAUGUUGUCAGUUGGCUCAAGACGCAACCGAAGGAAUGGGUCGUUGGCGACUUUGGAUGCGGCGAGGCAACGCUGGCUCUCCAAUUUCCCGAACGGCAGUUUUACUCGUUCGACUUGGUGGCGGGAAACGAGCGGAUCACUGCCUGCGAUGUCUCGAGUGUUCCCCUGCCAAAUGGACACUUAGACGUGGCGAUUUUCUGUUUAAGUCUGAUGGGAAAGGAUUGGCCAUCUUUUUUAAAGGAAGCUCAUAGAGUCCUGAAGCCUAGUGGCUACCUGUUGAUAGUGGAAGUUUCUUCGCGGAUUGCGUCAUUGCAAGCGUUUAUCGAAGCUGUUGAAGGCUUGGGAUUCAAAAACAAUACACGGGAGGACUUAGCGUCGUUCUUCGUUCUUCUGGAGUUUGCCAAGGAUAUUCGAAGCUCAAAACUACGUAGACACGACCCUGAGCUCUCCGAGAAGCUCUUACAGCCCAGCAGCAAUAAGGUAACAACGGCCGCAGGCGCUGAAGAGCCGGCAGCAACAGCAUCUGGAGCUCAUGUGAAGUCCUCGCACGGCUCCAGAGGGAACCCAUAG